AUGCUACCAGAAAAAUACGCUAUUGUUGCUUUUUUUUUACAACUAACUGCAACAUUACAAGCAAUCUCAAAUUAUUUACCACCACAAUUGAAACUAGUGCGUGAUAUGUUAGAAACAUAUGAUAAGAAGUCGAGACCUGUGUGGGAUCAUAGCAGAUCCAUUAAUGUGACAUUUAGCAUGGAUCUCUAUCAAAUACUACAAGUGGAUGAGCCACAGCAAUAUGUUUUACUCAAUGCUUGGAUAAUUGAGCGAUGGUACGAUGAAUUUUUGUACUGGCGUCCAGAGGAUUAUGAUAAUAUUACAGAAAUUCAUUUACCGCAUAGUUCGAUUUGGUUACCCGACACAACACUAUAUAAUUCGCUAAUAAUGAAAGAUGAUGAUACGAGGCGGUUGUUGAAUGUGAAACUUACCGCCGAUGAAAAUAUUCGCGCUGCAUAUAUCGAACUUCUCUAUCCAACCAUUUACAAAUUCUCAUGUCUAUUAAACCUUCGUUUCUUUCCAUUCGAUAUUCAGGGAAGUAUUUUAUAG
Messenger RNA from Brugia pahangi, 528 nucleotides. NCBI's taxonomy places the organism in Eukaryota, Metazoa, Nematoda, Chromadorea, Rhabditida, Onchocercidae. The record is from the annotation of a GenBank genome assembly.